Molecule: messenger RNA, 930 nt
Organism: Centruroides sculpturatus (bark scorpion)
Lineage: Eukaryota; Metazoa; Arthropoda; Arachnida; Scorpiones; Buthidae
Product: protein spaetzle 5-like
Exons: 4
Coding region: 251-877 (208 amino acids)
Biological process (GO): regulation of Toll signaling pathway; central nervous system formation; innate immune response
Cellular component (GO): extracellular region
Molecular function (GO): Toll binding; growth factor activity
Source: RefSeq, a predicted model, not a curated record
GAAGGAAGACAGGAACCGGAUUCGGACCACCGGAAGAGGGUUCUCGGAUAGGGCGCCGCGCUUUACCGGGGAGUAAAACCAACGGCGGAAGAAAAAAGAAAAAAAAAAAGAAAGAAGACGGACGGGUAAACAGAAAUUCCGGGAGGAGAAAGAGGGGGGUUCGACCUCGGUUUUUCCGGUUUGAAGGAAAAGGCCGACGGCGUCCCGACGACCUUGUAGAUCCGGGCGAUAGAAGAACGCCGGCUGGCCCAUGAGACGCAUCGCGCUGGGCUCGCUUCCUUCCCUGUGGCUGAUGACCGCAGUCGUGGCCCAGAGGAUCGUCUAUCCGGAGGAGGGACGUCGCCCGUCCGGAUACUAUUCCCAACGCCUUUCACCGCCCAGGAUCCGGUGCGAUCCCAGAGACACCUAUUGCGAGACGGUAUCUAACUACCCCCUGAAAGAAAUCCUCGGGGCGGUCAACGGCAGCUUCUUCCGCUCCCUCGGACGGAGGGAGGGGGAUCGCCCGGCAGUGGAGAGUCGACGAAGGCCGACGGAAGCAGACUCGGAAGAGACCAGGGUUUGUCGAGUGAACAGACGUCUGGUGUUUCCAAAGGCGGCCAAAGACAAAAACGGCAUCUGGAGAUUUUUGAUCGACGACGAACGAGCCUACAGACAGCCGGUGCUGAUCGAGAAGUGCGGGGACGAAGGGGGUCCGUGCUCCGCCAUCCAAGACAACUUGGGACCCGGAUUCAAGACCAGAUGCGCCCAGAAGUAUAUCUCGAAACUAAUGAUGGCGUUCGACGAAAACUCGCUGCGGCCCUUUUCCGAAGACUUCCAAUUUCCGGUGGCCUGCGUCUGUUACGUCAGAAAUCGAUUCUAUCCUCUGUCUUCGCCUUAAGGCUGUAUAUCCCUACGGGAAUGUCGACCGAAAUAAAGCUAUUUCCCUUCUUA